CACUUGUUAAUAUAGAGCCAUUAGUGCAGCCAACUAAACCAAACCGACCCUCUUCCCACACUUUCCAUUUUUCUGCAGGUUCAUAGGUCUCCAGCCCUCUCUCUCUCCCUCUCUCCUUCAUGUUCAAGAACACCUGCCCGAGAUCAAAAGUGUCAGCAUCUGAUCAAGAAGGAAAAUUUUAGUUUAGAGAAAAAUGGCAAGUAGUGAAGUUGAGAAGAUCACAGAACCUGUGUCCUUAACACAGGAAGUAGAAGGGGUGAAGAGUUACCUGACACCAGAAGUAGAAGCUGCUGUGGUUAGCUUGGCGAAAUCGGACGAAAUGCUAAAACUUCAGCAUAACUUACCAGACGGGAACAACAGCAGUAUCUCAGAGGUGCCUGAGGAUGAGAGUUUUUUGGAAUCAUCCUCAAGUGGCAUCAAGGUUUCUGGUCAGGAUCCUUGUGAAAAAGAACAGGUAAAUACUAGUCAAGCUGACGAGCCAAUCGCAGCGAAAAGCUGUCAGGUUCAGCAUGAAAGCAUCGAAGAAGCUGGUCUAGAUGCUGUGGUGGAAGAUCGGGUGUCGCCUGGCAUCGAAGCCGCCGAACAGAUCAGCACACCUGAGAUACGUUUAGUGCAGAAUGAAGCUGCAGCUUCAGAAACAUGUUUGGAAAAUGGAAGUCAGGACAAUGAUUUUAGCUCUGGAGUUGAAGGUAAGGAUUUAGAGCCUGAAAAUGAAGAGGCCAACAAAAGCGAAAUGGCUUCAUCAGUGGAAAAUGAAGUGGCUGAAAAAGGAAAUGUAGUUUUGGAGACUGGUCUGCAGGAUGAAGAGAAGCCAGCAGAUCCUGAAGAUGUCAAGGAUGGAGUUUUAGUGCAGGAAAAGAAUUCUAUUGCAACAGAAGCAAAUGAGAUAGCUGAAUGUGCAGAAGAAGCUAGAAUCUCCAAUGAUAAACCUGAUGAAGCAAUGGCAGCGGAAGCUGAAACUAUGGUGGAGAAAACCUUGCACUCAGAGUCUCACGAAAAAGCAAAUGAACAGAAUGAAGCAGCUGUAGAAACUGAGAAGCACAUUGAGAGUGAGUCUAGAGAGUUAGGAGAACCAGCAGUUGCAGAAUUGGUCACAAUGAGUGCUGAAAGUGAAACAGAGGCAGAGAAACAAGAACAGGUUGAUGAACCAGAUUCUAAAGAAGGUCUGGAGAUCCAUAAUUAUGGGGCAAGCAAAGAAGUAGUUCAAACAGAAGAAGAAGCAUAUGAUGCAAAGACACCUGAACUGGAAACCAAGAGUAAGUGGAUACUGAUCUCCAGUACAUUGAGAUAGAAAACUUGUGGCAUGUGUAGCAUGUAAAUGGUGUUUUAACCAGGAUGAUUGCUUUUCUGCCAAGUAAAGUCUUUUUGAACAUCUGUUGCAGGUAAUCAUGAUGAAACUGUGAACAAAGAAGGGAGCUCAAAGGAAAUUACCACAGUAUCUGAUGAUGACAAAGUGGAAGAGCCUGUCAAAGAAAACACUGAUCAGGACUUGCAAAUUGAUGAUCAGAGUGCUAGAAAAGAAGACAUUGCUACUCCAUUGGAAAGUGACGUGGCAGAGAAGGAAAAUACUGGCGAAAUCGGUGUGCAGGAAGAAGAGAAAACAGCAGACUUUGAUGAUGUCAGAGAUAAUGAAGUUGUUCUGCAAGAAAAGACAGCUAAUGCAACAGAAGCAAAUGAGACAGCUGAAAGUGCAGAAACUAAAAUCUCUGAUGAUAAACCUGAUGAAGCACAGAAAGUGGAAUCUGAAACUGUGGAGAAGAAACCCCUACAUUCAGAGUCUCGAGAGGAAGCAACCUAUCAACAAAAUGAAGCACCUGCAGAAAUUGAAAACCACAUCGGCAGUGAGCCAUCUGCAGAAUUGGUCACAAAGAAUGGUGAAAUAGAUGAUGAGAAACAAGAAGAGAUUGUUCAACCCGAGUCUAGCGAAGCUCCAAAGGUUCAUCAUGAUGCUGAGACAAGCAAAGAAGAAGAGAAAGUUCAGACAAAAGAAGAAACAUCGGAUGCACAGAAAACUGAGCUGGAACCCAUGAGUAAUGAAGAUGAUACUGUAAAGGAGCUAGAAACAAAUCCAACACUUGGUAUUGAUGAGGCACUCGAAAAAACUGCUGCGAAGCGUGAAAACCCGACUAUUCACAUUGUAGAAAAAGAGGUAGAAAUCCAGAAAGAAGAGAUCUCUAAGGAAGAUAUGAAGGGGGAUGAUGCAGUUGAUGUUAUAGAAGAGCCUGUCAAAGAAGACACUGCUGAGGAAAUCAAGAUCGAUGAUCAUAGUGCCAGCAAAGAGAUCAUUGAGGAGACCAAAAGAGUUGAUUCUAGUGUGGAAGAUCCAGAGAAGAAUGAGCAAAGCCCCAAGGUAACAUUAGAGACUCCUCCUCAAGGAGAAAAGGAUGGUCAGGAAAACGAUGAGAAGGAGGAACAGAAGACUGAAGGAGUUGAAGAAGAGGAAGUUCCCAAGAAGAAUGAAAGUGUUGAUGCUUCUGAGGAAACAAUUACACUAGGUUUUUCUUCACCAGAUGAUGAGAAAGAAGAGGCUGAAGAGAUCAACAAGGAAACAACUGAAACAGUUGAUGAAUCUUCCCCUCCAACUCAGGAUCAUGAAAGCUGUGACUCAACUGUUCAAACUUCAGUGGAAAAGAAAGAAGUAAGACUGGAAAGUGAAAACAUUGGUGUGCCAGUUGAAUCAAAUGAAAAGAGUAAAGGGGUGGAAGAAGUUGAGGAUAUAAGCAACAAUGAGACAUCAAACGUGGCAGAGGCAGAACAGUUGGUUAUUCCAGUAUUUUUACCAGAAUCUGAGGGGGAUUCCUCAAGUAAACUGGAUCAUGGUGUUUCCGAAGAGAAGACAGAGAUUUCUGAAGAAGAUGCCAAGGGAGACCUCUCCAAUGAAAUCCAUGCAACAGAUACCAUUGAGCAAACUCCAGUUGAAGACUUGCAGAAAAGUGAAGAAACUGUUGAACACUCAAAUAGAGAGGUAUUGGAACAAUCUGAAACUGCUGCAGAAGUUGAGAGCGGCAGUACUCCAGAUGAGACAGAACAAAAUGGUGAAGCUGUUGUCGAUGAAACAGCUCCAAAUUCAUUGAGCAACCAUGAGAAAGAACAGAAUGCUGAAACCAAAACUGAAGCAGAAUCUUCAGUGGAGCAGCAAAUGGAAGAGCCUGUCAAAGAAGGCAUAGUUGCGGACUUGGGAGUUGAUGAUGCAAGGGCUUGCAAAGAGAUAGAGCAAAAUAAGAAAGCUCCUGAUACAACAUUGGAGACUUCCCAUGAAGGAGAAAAGAUAGAGGGUUUACCAAAUGAGGAUAAGGAUACUGAUAAGGGAGAAUCAAAGAGUGAAACUGAAGAGGAAGUGGGACAGAGGACUGAACAAGGAAAAACUGUUGAAAGGGUGAUCGAGGUUCCUCAGGUUGAUUGUCAGGCUGCAGUAGUGGCUCAUGAAGGCACUGGAGAACAUAGUAUAUAUGAGACAGAACACAAACCAAGAGUUGAAGCUUCCGAGGACAGCAACGUUAUCGUUACUCUGGAAGCUUCACCAGAAGAUGAUAAGAAAGAAGAGGUUGUGGAAAGCAACAAGGAGACUACUGAAACAGUUGUUGAGCCUGCAACUGCAACUCAGGAUCAUGGAAGCCUAGAAAGUGAAUCCCUUGGACUGGAACAAGUUGCAGAGAUCUGCAAGGAGGCACCUGAAACUGGAGAAGUGACAGAAGGAGCUGAGGGAAAUUCCUCAAGUAAAGUGGAUGAUAAUGUUCAAGAGAAGGUAGAUAUUCCGGAAGAAGAAAGCCAUUCAACAGAAUUCAUUGAGCCAAGUAAAGCUGAAGACUUGCAGAAAGACAAACAGAAAGCUGAGCUCGCCAGUGAAGAGGUUUUGGAACAGUCUGAAACUGCUGCAGAAGUUGAGAGCAGCAGUACUGCACAUGAGACAGAACAAGAUGAUGAAGUUGUCACUGGAAUAGCUUCAACCAUAGAGGUCAAAACUGAGGUACCUGAGACAGAUGAGAUCAUGGAAAAGGAAACACUGAAAGGCGAAAAAGUUGAAACUGUGCUGCAAGAGGAGAAAGAACACGAGACAAGAACUUCAACAGAAGAGAAUCCUGAAGAGCUAGUCACCGAACAUGAAAUCACUAUGAAGGAUACGGAAGUCAGUGGAGAAAUCCAAACUAAAGAUGAUAAGUUACCGGUUGUUGAAAAAGAAGUGCCUGAGAUUAUUCAAUCUGCUGAUGAGGAAAAAGAAUUAGAGAAUACCAUGGAAGACAAAGAAGAGUCUACCAAAGAAAUGGCAGAGCUUGUACAGAGUGAAAAGGUGGUCGAAUCGGUGUUAGGAGAGGAAGGGGAGAAGGAAGGCGUUCCUGAAGAGAAAGCAUCAGUAGAGCCAGAAGCAGUGGAGGCCAUAGAUACCACACAACAAGGAAAUCUGAUAGAAGAGGUGAAAGAAUCCAUCCCCUCGUCAACAGAAUCUGAUAAAGCAACAGGCUCCAAUGAACAAACAGAGUCUGUAGCUGCCAUUAUCCAAGCUGCACCAACACUGGACAAAGAAACAUUGGUGGAAGAAACAACAGAAGAUGAGAGUACAAUGGUUGAAGGAACUGAGAAGCCAUUGGUGGCUUCUUCAGCUACUACAACCUUUGAAGAUUCUGAAGGAACAUCAAAGGAGGAAACUAUAGAGGAAGAUCAUGAGGAAAGGAAGCAGAUUGCUGAUGAAUUUGGUGAAUCUAGACUUCCUGCAGCAGGAAUUCUGGAGUCUGCAGCAAUGCAAGAGGAAGAAGUGAAAGGCAACGUCGAAUCGGUAGUUGCAGAGAGUGAGGCUAUCCCAGAUCAGCUAGCAGAGGAGAAACAUGUGGUACAAUCUUCAGAAGUGCCUUCCCAUGAAGAUGAUGAUGAGGAAAAGAAGCAGCCUUACGAUGAAGUUUGUGAAUCCAGACUUCCUGCAGCAGGAAUCCUGGAGUCGGCAGCAAUGCAAGAGGAAGAAGUGAAAGGCAAUGUUGAAUCAGUACUUGAAGAAAGUAAGGCUGUCCAAGAGCAGAUACCAGAAGAGAAACAUGUGGUACAAUCUUCAGAAGUCCCUGCCCAUGGAGAUGACUAUGAGACCAAAGCUGUGAUUGAGAAUACAGAAGAAGAGGAAGCCAAGAUUGUGUUGGUUUCACAACCUGACUCCCCACAUGAUCCUUUGGAGCUCCAGACCACAAAAGACACUUCCCUGAAAGAGGUGCAGCCUAGGGAGCUUGAAUCUGAAGCAAGCACAGAGAACAAGCCGGUUGAAGAACAGGACAAGGAAGAGGGAGCUUCACAAACAGUUGAAGAACAAAUCAAGGAAGCAUCUGAAGGUGUUGAGGCCACAAAUGAAGACAAAAUAACUGUUGAGAAAUCCAUCAACGUGGAGGAAGCGGAAGAGCAGCAUCAGGAAGAACCUCCUUCUUUGCUUGCAAAGGGUGAAGAGGAGAAGGAAAGCUCAAUUGACACUGAGGAAGUGAAGGAUGAGUUGCCUAAAACUGAAUCAGAAUCUGAAGGAGAGUCCUGCUCACAGGAGCAGGUGAAAAGCCUUGAAGAUGCAGGGGAAGAAGUUUUUGUUUCAGAUGAGAUGGAUCAAAAGCAAGAAGCUUCAGAUUCCACUGGGAAUGAAGAAGUUAAAGAUGAUGAAGUUCCAGCAACUCAGGCUCUCCCUGAAGAACCUGAAGUUCUGCAAGAUGAGCCAAAACAAACAGAAGAAGAAUGUAAGCCAGAAGAGGUUGAAAAGGAAAAUCAGGUGAAAGAAAUCCAGGAGGAAGUCAAUGCUUCUUCAGUUGACAUUACAGAAGAAAACAGAGAAAUUCCAGAAGCAUCUGUAGCAGAAAACACAGCAAAACAAACAGAAGAACAUGAAGUGGAACCUCAUGUUGAAGAAGGUGUACUGGAAUGUGAUAAAGUACAGAAGGGAGAUGAUGCAGCUGUUUCUACUGAAGAAACAAAAGAAGUUUCUGCCUUGACUACACUGGAAGGAGAAGCAAGCAGGCCAGUAGAGCAAGUAGUUGCAGCAUGAAGUUGAAGAAUCUGCAAUCACUAAAGAAACUAAAGAAGUUUCUGAAGUAGUACAAGUGUCUGGUACCGCUGAAGCUAAACCACCGAAAGAAAAUGAAAUCAGUCAUCCUAAAAAAGUGAACCCAUAGAAGAAACCUUGAAAGAAAUAGAAGAAGCAAGUGGGCCCAUGGAGCAAGUUUCAAGGGAGUUUCAAGUCUCUGAGUUGGAGCCUGAAGUUGAAAAGAGCUCACCGGAAAGUAAAGGAUCUGCAAUCACUGAAGAAACUGAAGUUGUUUCUCAUGAUACUAAACCUCUGGAAGAAAAUGAAAUUAUUCAGCCUGAGAAUUCCCUUGUUGAGAAACCUGAAGAGGAGCAUCCUGAAGCAUUAGAAACAAGCAAGCCCAUGGAAGAAACCUUGAAAGAAGCCAAAGAGACCAUUGUUGGCCAACAGAAAGAAGGACAAGAAGAGAAAGAAGAAUCUUCUGAGCCUGCCUCCAAUUUUGAGUUCCCAGGCUUUAUACAACCUAAGGAGCUUGAACAACAAGUCACCACAGAAUGCCCAUCUGGAAGUGAAGAAAGCAAAGAAACAGCAGCAACACAGGAAAAAACAGUUGAUAUCAGCACUGUUAUAAAUAAAGAGACUCUGAAUUCUGCAUCAGAAGGUAGUUCCCAGGCUGUCAUCACCAAACCGGUGGAUAAUGCUGAAAAUCAACCGGAGGGAUCCGAAGCUGAGCUGGUUAUAAAGGAAAAGGAAAAAGAGAUUAUCCAGGAGAGCAAACCAGAAAGUGAACAGAAGGCUGAAAGAAUUCCUGAAGACGAGAUUGAACCUAAAGAAAGCGGAAAUGAUGGGGUCAGCCGUGAGAAGGAGAGCAUUCCAAGUGAAUGUGAUGUGAAGAUUGUUGAAGAGGAUGAAGCUAAAGUGAAAACUGAAGAGGGCAAAGCUGAAGACACAACUCUGAUCGAUAAGGAACUAUGCACAGAAAUAUCACAAAGAGAUCUUCCCAUGGAACUUGUGGAAGAAGCAACUUCUGAGAAGCAGAUUUCAACUGCAGCAAAACCAAGUGCAGCCGAUGAGACAAUCAACCCAGCCAAAGUCUCACUGUUUGACAUGAUGGCAAAAUCCACAAGAGAAAGGCAAGUGGUUCUUGAACCGACAGAAGAGAAAGAACCACAGCCAGCAGUAACAAGAGAUGAGACCAAAGCAGCUGAAGCAGAACCCGAGAAAGCGAAAUCGGACAAUGAGAAGGAAAACGACGAAGAACGCCAAGAAGAGGAACAAGAUGAAGGUGAGGACCAGCAUAAGAACGACUCAGGGUCUGAUGGUAUGGUGAUUGUAGAAGCCAGCAAGGAAGCCGAGGUGAAAGUGGUUACUACUCCUCAGAAGAAGUCCCACAACAUUCUAUCAGAAGUUGGGUCCAAAGUGAAGCACUCAAUUUCCAAGGUAAGGAAAGUGAUCACAGGCAAGUCUUCUCAUCAAUCAAAGCAGAAAUCUCCUGAGCAAAAUUCACCAAAAUGAAACAGAAAUGUUCUUGGUAGCUACAUUGGCAAGUUAGAGAGCAAAAAUAGUGCAUAUAAGUUUUGUAAUGAGAGGUUCAUUUUCUUCUUCUUCUUGUGAGUGAUUGAUUGAGAUUGAGUGUGGUGUGAGUGUGCAUAUAGGCAUAUUGAUUAUAAAUUUUUCAACUUUAUGAAGAUUUCUAGGUUUGUAUAGAGUCGGCAACAUGGCUGACAAUCUUUAUUUUUCUUUCUAUACUGGUAUGGGUUUGUAAUGGGGAUUGGAAGUUUUAGUCUUUAUGAUCCUGAAUAAUACCAUUUUGCGC
Messenger RNA from Linum tenue, 7796 nucleotides. The record is from the annotation of a GenBank genome assembly. NCBI's taxonomy places the organism in Eukaryota, Viridiplantae, Streptophyta, Magnoliopsida, Malpighiales, Linaceae.